CUCUUCCGGCUCCUGUGCCUUUCCGCCGGCCUAAGGUCGUCCUGUGACCGACCAUCUUGCGGGUUGGAGCGGUCGUCGCCAUGUUGUCGGUCGCGGCUCGCUCGGGCCCUUUCGCUCCCGCCCUGUCGGCGACGUCCCGCGGGGUGGCGGGCGCGCUGCGGCCUCUCGUGCAGGCCUCGGUGCCCGCCGCCGCGAAGCCCCCCGUGCUGGACUUGAAGCCGACGUCGCUGUGCGGCCAGGCUGCGGGCCGUCCUCUGGCGGCCACCGUGGGCCUCAACGUUCCUGCUUCUGUCCGUUAUUCUCAUACAGACAUCAGAGUGCCUGACUUCUCUGACUAUCGUCGUGCUGAAGUGCUAGAUAGUACAAAGUCUUCAAAAGAUAGCAGCGAGGCUAGAAAAGGGUUCUCCUAUUUGGUCACUGCAACAACUACUGUGGCUGUUGCAUAUGCAGCCAAGAAUGUUGUCUCUCAAUUCGUGUCCAGCAUGAGUGCUUCUGCUGAUGUGCUAGCCAUGUCGAAAAUUGAAAUCAAGUUAUCUGAUAUUCCAGAAGGCAAGAACAUGGCUUUCAAAUGGAGAGGCAAGCCCUUGUUUGUGCGACAUAGAACCCAGAAGGAAAUUGACCAGGAAGCUGCGGUUGAAGUGUCCCAGCUGAGGGACCCACAACAUGACUUAGAUCGAGUGAAGAAACCUGAGUGGGUUAUUUUGAUAGGUGUUUGCACUCAUCUUGGUUGUGUGCCCAUUGCAAAUGCAGGAGAUUUCGGUGGCUAUUAUUGCCCUUGCCAUGGGUCGCACUAUGAUGCAUCCGGCAGAAUCAGAAAGGGACCCGCACCUCUCAACCUUGAAGUUCCCUCAUAUGAGUUCCCCAGUGAUGAUUUAGUGGUUGUUGGUUAGAGACUUGAAAUCAGUUCAUAGGCUUCUUCAUGUACCUCUGAAGAGUUAUUUGAAAAACAAGCCUUCCCCACUUCAAGCUACUUGAUUUGAAAUACUAAGAAUUGCUAGUAAUGUAUUUGUAAACAUUAGUGUGAAGUAAAUUUAAUGUUAAAUACUUUUUAGCAUUCACCUAAUAAAACCACUGUUGAACAUUGUUUAGCUAGCUCCAAGACAUGAAUGCAGCAGAGUCUUUAUUAUUUUAAAUUAAAAAUUACAGACCUGGAUACAUGUCA
Messenger RNA from Suncus etruscus (white-toothed pygmy shrew), 1162 nucleotides. Its product is annotated as cytochrome b-c1 complex subunit Rieske, mitochondrial. The record is from RefSeq and is a predicted model, not a curated record. Gene Ontology annotation, molecular function: 2 iron, 2 sulfur cluster binding; quinol-cytochrome-c reductase activity. Bases 81 to 890 code for a protein of 269 amino acids. Lineage: Eukaryota; Metazoa; Chordata; Mammalia; Eulipotyphla; Soricidae. Gene Ontology annotation, cellular component: membrane. Gene Ontology annotation, biological process: mitochondrial electron transport, ubiquinol to cytochrome c. The transcript is spliced from 2 exons.